This is a messenger RNA of Xiphophorus couchianus (Monterrey platyfish), 5178 nucleotides long. It is a transcript of the gene nt5c2b, whose product is annotated as 5'-nucleotidase, cytosolic IIb. Bases 359 to 2032 code for a protein of 557 amino acids. The transcript has 18 exons. Lineage: Eukaryota; Metazoa; Chordata; Actinopteri; Cyprinodontiformes; Poeciliidae. The record is from RefSeq and is a predicted model, not a curated record. Gene Ontology annotation, molecular function: 5'-nucleotidase activity.
ACCACGUCAGUUGUAGGAGAAAUCUGCUUUGACCGUCUUCUUUGUGUUUCAUCAAGGGGAGAUAGUGCGGUAUAGUUACUUGAACCUCUGCUUCCUGUUGUCCUUUCAGUCUUUGUCAGCCAAAAGAGGGGGGAAAAAAAGAAAAGAAAAAAGAAAAACAGCCGACGGUUGUUAGCCAAUGUAAUGCGAUGUUUGGAAGCGCUGCGAACAAGGUGUUCUUUGCGGCUGUAGUUUUGAGCAGAUAGUUUUCGACCGAAGCGCAUCCAGCCACGGAGACGACGAAACAACUCGAACAUAGAGGGGGGAAAAUCACUGAGAAGAGCUGACUUAUCUGGCCAAACACUGACACAUUUAAAAGAUGAUGACUUCAUGGAGUGACAGAUUGCAAAACUAUGCAGACCUGCCAGCCAAUAUGGACGGCGUUACCAUGAAGAAGUACAGGAGGGAGCCCUACCACAGAAUCUUCGUCAAUAGAAGCUUGGCAAUGGAGAAAAUCAAGUGCUUUGGUUUUGAUAUGGAUUACACUUUAGCAGUCUACAAGUCACCUGAGUACGAGUCGUUGGGCUUUGAACUGACGGUGGAGAGGCUGGUGUCCAUUGGUUAUCCCCAGGAGCUGCUCAGCUUCGUCUACGAUCCUUCGUUUCCCACCAGAGGCCUUGUGUUUGAUACCAUGUAUGGAAACCUACUGAAGGUUGAUGCUUAUGGCAACAUCCUGGUUUGUGUCCACGGGUUUAACUUCCUCCGAGGUCCUGAUAUCCGUGAACGAUACCCCAACAAGUUUAUCCAGAGGGACGACACAGAGCGCUUUUAUAUCCUUAACACACUCUUCAACCUCCCAGAAACCUACCUUUUUGCUUGUCUUGUGGAUUUCUUCUCCAACUGUGACCGAUACACAAGCUGUGAAACGGGCUUCAAGGACGGCGACCUCUUUAUGUCCUACAAGAGCAUGUUCCAGGACGUUCGGGACGCGGUGGACUGGGUUCACUUCAAGGGAACGCUGAAGGAGAAAACUGUGGAAAACCUGGAGAAGUACGUAGUGAGAGAUGGGAAGCUCCCACUUCUCCUGAGCCGGAUGAAUGAAGUGGCCAAGAUUUUCCUGGCUACCAACAGCGACUACAAAUACACGGACAAAAUUAUGACUUACCUGUUUGACUUUCCACACGGCCCCAAGCCCGGCACCGCUCACAAGCCCUGGCAGUCCUACUUCGACCUGAUCCUGGUGGACGCCAGGAAGCCCGUCUUCUUCGGGGAGGGAACCGUUCUCCGACAGGUUGACACGACCACAGGACGUCUAAAGAUUGGAACCUACACCGGACCUCUGCAGCACGGCAUAGUGUACUCAGGAGGUUCCUCGGACAUCAUGUGUGACCUGUUGGGGGCCAAAGGGAAGGACAUUUUGUACAUUGGGGACCAUAUCUUCGGAGACAUCCUCAAGUCUAAGAAGCGUCAGGGCUGGAGAACGUUCCUGGUGAUUCCUGAGCUGGCCCAGGAGCUGCACGUUUGGACCGACAAGAGUUCGCUAUUCGAGGAACUUCAAAGCCUGGACGUUUUCUUGGCAGAGCUUUACAAACAUCUGGACAGCAGCAGCAACGAGAGGCCUGACAUCAGCACUAUUCAGAGAAGAGUCAAGAAAGUCACGCACGACAUGGACAUGUGCUACGGCAUGAUGGGGAGCCUUUUCCGCAGCGGCUCCAGACAGACUCUGUUCGCCUCCCAGGUGAUGCGUUACGCUGACCUGUACGCCGCUUCCUUCAUCAACCUGCUGUACUACCCCUUCAGCUACCUGUUCAGAGCCGCGCACGUGCUGAUGCCUCACGAGUCAACGGUUGAGCACGCCCACGUGGACAUCGACGUGGAGUCGCCGCUGGCCACGCGUAACCGCACCCAGUGCAGCGACUGCAAGGACCUGGAGUGCAAACGCAACCACCUGACCCGCUCCUUCAGCGAGAUCAAGCCUCCCAACCUGUUCCCCCAGACGCCCCAGGAGAUCACUCACUGCCACGACGAGGAUGACGACGAGGAGGAGGAGUAAUAAAACACCCUGCAGAGUUGAGCCAUGUUCCCGUUCCCCGUCGCCUUGCGUUUCUUUAUAGAGUCGAAUGGUGAUCUCGAGACGGGAAAGAGAAACGCCUCCUGUGUGCGUUUGUGUGUACUUACAUUUACUGUCGAUAUAAAUCGAUGCACACAAACACCCCAACACUCACACACACACACACACACAUACUCGGGAGAUUUCUAAAAAAAUAUAUAUAUAUAAAUUCAAAGAACCAUUAGGAGGAAGAGAUCACUCAUGUCUGUCAGGAAAACAGCACGCAUGCCCGACUCACGAAACGGAAAGGAAAAAAAAAAAGCCACCCUGAGCAAUCAUCUCAUGAAACGCUAGUUUUUAACGUAUUUUUAUAACCAAAUAAUGUUUACGCUGUAAUCCUGCAAAUAUGGUUGUUAUACUAUACCUCUAACCACGAGACAAGCUAACAGGGAAUGCGCGGGAAAAUCGUCCGAGUGUUGAAAACAGACAUUUUUCUGCUGUUUGGGAACAACGUUCUGCUUUUUAAUCCGUUUAGCUUGUUUUCUAACUCAUGCAUGAAGAACUGUAUCUUCCCUACGGGCAGCAGGGAUCGGUUUUCCUAAACCUCAGGACCUCAGUGUGCAUCAGGUUCAGUGGGGAGUUGAGGACAUGGUACUGUAGUCUCUGUAGGAGCCCUGACAUACUGUAGUGGUUAUGUAACUCGCCACAUGCAAACGACUUGUUAUAGCUGCGUCACAACAAGCAGGCUGACCUGCACCAUUUCAUUUUAGUUUGGUGUUUGGAAGAUGAAGUUUGAACAUUGUAUUACACUAUCGGGCAUGUUGAUGAGAAAAGUAGAACAGACUCGCUGGGAGUGAAGGGAUUUUUUUUUUUUAAGGUGCCAAUAUGUGAAGUUCUUCAGUGUAUGAAGGUGUUUUUAGGAUGUUUUUAUUGUCACAUAUGCAGAGUCCUCGGCAUCAGUAAUCGAAGAAAACAUGCAGGCGGCGUGUGUACAGUAUUCCUCAGUCUGCCUAGUAACACUGUGGUCAUUAUAGUUAAAGCUGUGGUUCUUGAUUUUAAUUUUUUUAAAAAGAGACCAGACUCUUAAAAAUUAUUACCCCAUUCUAGCAUUGCUAUUUUAAUGUUGGGAAAAAUAUACUUUAAAAAACUAGGUUUCAGUUAUGAUUCAAAUGCAGUUUUACGCAAAGAUUUAUGGUUUUGUUCCCUUAAAAACGACAUACUUGGCUGUGUGACUCUGCAGCGUCAGCAGCUUGAAGCCCAAAAGCCCGUCUAUGCAGUGAGCUUCAAGCACCAGAUUCCCCCAACAUUUCCCAACGUAAAACUAAAUGUUCAGUUUCCCUAGUUUUACACAUUUCAGUAAAAUGAACACACUUGGGUUCUUUUAACCACCUUAUUCCUCCAUCCUGUGAUGCCUUUUUAAAUUCUGAUUCUUCAGCUGCUUUAAUCUUGAUUUCUCGUUGGCUGGCAAGUGAUGGCAAAUAAGUCUCUGAUCGCAGGAAUGUUUUGUCUUCAUGAUGUGAUUAUCGCCCGAUCGCAGGGCGAACUCCUUCCGCCGUCGCCACCGUUUCCCCCCAGAAUAAGGUGGAGAAAUUCCUCCCAAACUGCAAAUAAAGAAAAAUUGUCAUUUCCAACAUUUACUUGCGGAAAAUGAGAUGGAUUUGGGCCUUGAAUUCUGCCGAUUAAACGGGUUCAUUUUGAAAUAACACAAUGUUACCAUUUUACCUGGAGGAGAGCCGAGGAGUCACUGCUUGGUGGAAUAUACCAGAUUUUUUGGUAUUUUAAUAGUAUUAAAUUAUUUUAGCUUCAGUGGGAAAAUGUGUUGAUUUAAGCAAUAAGAUCCCAUUUAAGUGUUUGUCCAAACAUGACAAUAAUAUGAAGCUUUGGUAUUUUGAUCAAAGUUUCAAAACACCUGUGAUGAACUGAGCUGAAUUGAAACGGUCUAAAAAAGCAUAGAUGAGUUUUUUUGUGAGACGGUGGGUAACUGUAUCGCAGCUUCUGGAGAUUUUUUUUUUUUAUCAUAUGACAUUGCUUACUAGAUGCUAAAUCUCCACUGACAUUUUUCUCCAGGGAUUUUGCUCAUUUUUACUCCACAGACAGACCAAAAAAAAUAAAAAAUCUUCAGCGGUGAUCAGAUUUGAUUCAAGUUUUGCACGCACGGGGAAUGUGUUGCUGGGAAAAAUACGUUUUCAGGGUUUUAAACUUAGGUUUAACUGGGUUUAAAAUGGUUCAUGUGUGUGUUGAAACGGACUGCCUGAACUUCAUUUUUCCUUUCCUAAUAUGCUACGUUUUCCGGUUUUAUUGACAUUGUACGGCUCUGAUCAGUUUGGCCAGGAAAGGAAAGGUACAUGCCAUCUAUUCUUUUGUUUUUUUUCAUAUUUGGUUUGGCGUGGGUUGGAGGGAUGUUGUGAAAGUUUUUUUAGUUUGGUUUUUUUUAGCUUAAAGUGUCACAUUUUUAUUUGAUGUUGAUAAGAAAGAUCACAGCUGUUUGUCUUCUUUUUUUUCUUACAAAGAAAUCUUUUAUAUUUUCAUGUUUCCAUCUUUGCAGAAGUGGGCAUGUUGCAGAAGGCAGCUGUACAGCUAAUGAUGAAAGUUGCAUAAACUGCAUACAUAUACAUGCAGUUGGUAUCCAUUCUGACUCGAUGGAUAUUUCUUCUCUAAAAAGUAAACAUUGAAAGUUUUCCCAGUGUGUCAGCGUAGUUAACACUCAUAAAACACAGCAAACCUGUACAGAAAAUCUUAAGGAAGUGGGGUUAGCAUGAAAAGUACAAUUACUAUAUUAGCUGAGGUUUUUAUUUUUCUAAAUAAGUAUUUUUAAAUGGUCUUGGUUUACAGAACUGUAGAUAGACCUUUUUUAUUUUAUUCAAAAUAACAUUUUAUUUUCUGUUUUUUAACCCUACCACAUACGUGUAACGUUCAGACCUUAAUAAUAAAGCCUUGUGAAGAGCAUUAGGCUAUAGGAGGUUAUUUUUUUUCCAUCCUUGUGUUGCUUAGAAACAUUAACAGCCUCCUCACAUUUUCUAAACUGUCCUUUUGUUUGUAUGCAUAUCAGAUUAUGUUCCUCUGAACAGUAUUUGUUUCCUGAAAUGUUCCUUCAGACUGUAUAUUGAAAUCAUUACAUGAAAAUCUAGAAUAAAGAUAGUUUUUCAUAA